This is a messenger RNA of Papaver somniferum (opium poppy), 836 nucleotides long. RefSeq names its product 40S ribosomal protein S23. Gene Ontology annotation, cellular component: ribosome; cytosolic small ribosomal subunit. Lineage: Eukaryota; Viridiplantae; Streptophyta; Magnoliopsida; Ranunculales; Papaveraceae. The record is from RefSeq and is a predicted model, not a curated record. Gene Ontology annotation, biological process: translation. The transcript has 4 exons. Gene Ontology annotation, molecular function: structural constituent of ribosome. The coding region runs from base 160 to 588 and encodes 142 amino acids.
UCAUUCUAAGGAGAAACCCUAAUUUUACAUCAGUCGCGAGUUGUGCCUUCCACUAUAUCUUAGGUUUAGGGUUUUCAUUGGGGAGUGUUGAGCGAUUUCUUCAUCUCCUGCUCUACUACUUUUGCUGUUGCAGCUGAGGUUCUUCUACUUGCAGUAAUCAUGGGUAAGACACGUGGAAUGGGAGCUGGUCGCAAGCUCAAGUCUCACCGUAGAAGACAAAGAUGGGCUGACAAGUCAUACAAGAAGUCCCAUCUUGGUAAUGAAUGGAAGAAGCCUUUUGCCGGUUCUUCCCAUGCCAAGGGUAUUGUUCUAGAAAAGAUAGGUAUUGAAGCUAAGCAGCCGAACUCUGCUAUCCGUAAGUGUGCUCGUGUUCAAUUGAUUAAGAACGGGAAGAAGAUUGCUGCUUUCGUUCCCAACGAUGGUUGCUUAAACUACAUUGAAGAAAACGAUGAGGUUUUGAUCGCCGGAUUUGGACGUAAGGGGCAUGCUGUGGGAGAUAUUCCUGGAGUCAGGUUCAAGGUUGUGAAAGUGUCAGGAGUUUCACUUUUGGCUCUCUUCAAGGAGAAGAAAGAGAAGCCAAGAUCUUAAUUACACUCGGCGGUGUUUAGAGAUUUGCCGAUGUACCUCUUGGUUUAUUAUUUGAAUGUUUUCUGGAGUACUUUGGAUUUCAGUAGUUGAUAGUGAAUUGCGUGAUGAAGUAAUUUAUGUUUUGCAGCUGCUAUUAUAUGAAUUUUUUUGGAUCCUCUUUUGUGCAAUAUAUUUUGUUUUGAAACUGAUAUGAUGUCCGGCGAGCUGCACCUUCAGCAUUCUUGGUUUAAAUAUUUCUUAUUUCUUUG